AUGGGUGAAGAUAUCAAAGAAAAGUUGCUGAAACUUGUCAAUGACCCUGUUCCAACAUCAGGGAGCAAGGUCACCAUUGUUGGGGUUGGACAAGUGGGAAUGGCUUGUGCAUUUUCCAUCUUGACACAGGGUUAUCAUGGCAUUGAACAGGAUGUUUUCCUGUCUUUACCCUGUGUCCUGGGAGAGAAUGGAGUAAAUUCUGUAGUUCUUCAAAAUUUGAGCAAGCAGGAAAGAAUUCAGCUGCAAAGAUCUGCUAGCACUCUUGGCUCUGUUCAAGAAGGAGUUGCCUGGUGAUGCAAGAAACAAUCUCAAGUAUUCUCCAGAGCCAGACACAGUACUUGAAAUUUUGAAUGUUGUGAAAAGCAAAAAUGUGCUGCUGAAGAGCUUCAUCUAAAACUGUUAUCUGACUUAUGUUCCUUCCCCAAACAUGUUUUUUUGCUUCCUAGUUGUACUCAUAAAAUGUCAAAUGGCUCUCACUGACACUUUGAAAGCAGUAUUUGAAGGCUGAAAAGAAGAACUCACAUGAACCAGGCAAUACAGUGAGACCCCCAGAUGGGGACAUAAUUGGUGCAUCAUGAGUGUCCCAAUGUCAGAUUGUCCCCAAGUUGAAUCUUGUUUUCCCGUAGACUUACAUUGUAUAAUUUUUAAUUGGUGUUUGAUGGAAGAAAUAUUCUUCAGAAUUUCAUGAAAAAAAUCUAGCCACUUGAAUUUGAUUCAAUGAAUAUCUUUUCAAACCAAUAAGAACAUUUGGAACAUUGAAUAGUGUACCUCUGUACAGUAAAUUGAAAAGUUGGCAUCUGGAAAAAUAACAUCCAUGCCACAAAGAGAGCUAGAAGGAAGUUCCUCUGCACUAUAAGGCAUUUUUUAAAUUAGCUGAAUGGAUGGAAAAAUAAAUGGGAAAAGUACAAAAGAAUUUUUCUUGCAAAGAUCUUAGGUUGGAAACAUCUGUUUCUUGCAAAUAAGCCUUAUAAAAAUUGAUUUUCCAGAAAUUAUUUUGGAAUUUUCUCCUGCAAUGUUCCCAGGUUGAGUCAGUGUCCUCAUGUUGGGUCUUUUUUAUGAUUAUUAUGCUAAAAAUUAAGUGUCCCCAUGUUGAAUCAUCCCCAUGUUGAGGCGUCCGCAUGUGGGGGUCUCACUGUACUUUGACAGUGUCAUAUGUCAAAUGUAGCAGAGCUGUGUUGUGUAG
Messenger RNA from Notodromas monacha, 1183 nucleotides. NCBI's taxonomy places the organism in Eukaryota, Metazoa, Arthropoda, Ostracoda, Podocopida, Cyprididae. The record is from the annotation of a GenBank genome assembly.